This is a messenger RNA of Thunnus maccoyii (southern bluefin tuna), 2295 nucleotides long. Its product is annotated as tripartite motif-containing protein 16-like. NCBI's taxonomy places the organism in Eukaryota, Metazoa, Chordata, Actinopteri, Scombriformes, Scombridae. Gene Ontology annotation, molecular function: zinc ion binding. The record is from RefSeq and is a predicted model, not a curated record. The transcript has a single exon. Bases 221 to 1792 code for a protein of 523 amino acids.
CAUGUGACUGCAGUGUGAGAAUAAGCUCUCAGAAAAAUCGAAACUGUUCUUUAGUGCUGCCGUUGUAGAGCAAUCAGACCACAGACUGAGACACCAGAGUGUCGGUGUGACACCAUUUUUAAUUUCUGUCAACCAGAGACCAACAAGGAGCAUCCUAAGGACUCAACACUGAAUAUUAUUCAAGAAAAAUCAAAUCAAGCAAUCUCAGUUUUUUGAAAACAUGUCUGACAGUACGGACCCACAAGUUAUCUUUUGCGACAUGUGCACAGAGGAGGACAGGAAACCAGCGCGAAAGACCUGCAUGAAGUGCGAGAUCUCCAUGUGUGUCCAGCAUCUCCAGAUCCACCUGACCACUCCUGUGUUACUACAAACUCAUCCUCUGACUGAACCUAUGGCUUUAUGUGGGACCACUAAAUGCCCCCAACAUGGAAAACUCCUGGAGUACUACUGCUUGGAUGAUAUGACCUGUGUGUGUGUUUCCUGCGCCAUUGAAGACCAGCACCGUGUGCACAACAUGAAGACCUUCUCCACAGCCCACAAAGAGCUCAUGGAAAAGCUUGAUGCUGAGCAGCAGGCCUUACUGGUGAAAACCGAUGAUGAGAACGUGAGUCUAGAAAAGUGGGAGAAGAGUGAAAGAGAGAAGCUGGGCCGCUGUAGUGUGCGUCUCAUUGAGGCUGUGACUAUCCUGCGUGGCGUCACCUUGACCAGCGUCCAGAGUUCAGUCUCUGCUCGAAUGGUGUCCAUCAAAACCAGCAAGAGCAGCAUGCAAGCAGCACAGAAGGAGAAGGACACCUUCAGAUUCUUGCAGAUGUAUUCUCAGGUGCAUCAGGAUGUGGAGAAGGCCAAGGCCGCAGAUCUGAGAAAAGGGUUGGAGCCUGGCAGCGAUCGUGACAAACUGGUUGAGGAGAUCAGACAGGGUGGUGAAAAGAUGAUGAAGCAAGCAGACCAGUUCUGGUGUUCUUUGUUGACUCUGGUUGACCCUGAACACCACCAGGAGCUCAUUGCUACUGAUUCAAACUUGAUCUUUGACCCGCAGACUUGGGGCCCUGACAUAUCACUUUCUAAAGACCAGAGGAAGGUUUUCUACAGUGAUUGGCCGGGACAAAACUCUGCCCACGUCUUUCACCUUAAGAGUACCCAGUCUGUUCCCAACUUUCAGAGGUGGGUGAUCAGCCUUUCCGAAGACUGGACCAUUGGUUUAUGUGACAAAAAUAAUACAAAGGAGUUGAAAGAUGGAGACGUCUAUGGACUGUGCUGCAAAGAAGGUAACCAUCUCAGCUUUCUCACAACAGAGUAUGAUGAAGUUAUCGAUGCAUUUGGCCCAAUGCAAAACAUGCAAAAGCCCAAACUUGAGAAAACACGCAGGGUUUCUCUUCAGCCAAUCAACCCUCCAGGUGAAGAUAUGGCAAAGAUAAUGGCCCGACCGCAAAAAGUGGAAGUGGUAUGGCGCUUUCCUAACUCAUUAUCGUUCUUCAGCAGGAUCGGCCAGCACCAGAGAAUAAAAAUAGUCACGAUUAGAAUCAACUCCGCCAGCUGGGACCUAGCUCCCUUUGUUCGCUUUGAAGGGAAAAAGUCACAAGAGAGCUCAAAUAAGUCGAGUGGAAGCUUAUUUGGAGCUCAACAACAAUGCCAGAAGCAAUGGAAAUGCUCAUGUGGGAGAGUUUACACUGAGACCAGAGAUGGAUACAAUUAUGGAGGGUGCACUUAUCAGAAGUCUUCCCAAGCCACCUGUUCUUGUGGAAUACUUAUUGGUGCCCUGCGCACCACAGAGGUGCUUUGUGAACUUCUGUAAUGGGCUGGCAUGUUGUUGUCUACAGCCCACAUCUCCACAUUUACAUUCACAUAUUAUUAAUCAUAUUAAUUUUCAUGCCUAAGAAUCACUACCAGAAUUAGAUUUUUCUUGCUUGCAAAAUUAAAAUUAAAUUAAGUUGCAGUAAAAUUAAUAUAUAGUGCUGUCAGUGCAAAGACCUCAGUAAUAAUGAUAACAGGUGCAAAACAAGUUUAAAGAAAGAAUUUUCAAGAUGAGUGGAGCAAAUCUGAAGAUGUAAAUGUGAUUAAAUAUAAAUAAUCAAAGUGUAAAUGAAAUGAUAAAUUACUUAGAAAAUUUUUAUGCAAGAUUAACAUGAGCUGAUUACUACCUAGAUUUCAUAGUUUGCCUGCCUUUUACUUAAAACGUAAUGUAUUCGACACCCAAAGAGCAAUGUCAACAUGUGUUAGUGAAUCAUGAAUAAGUUCCCAUGAGGUGAAAUUGACACUUAACAGUAAACCUAACAAAAUGGCUACAGUCACACCUGU